Messenger RNA from Linum trigynum, 7430 nucleotides. Lineage: Eukaryota; Viridiplantae; Streptophyta; Magnoliopsida; Malpighiales; Linaceae. The record is from the annotation of a GenBank genome assembly.
UUCCAAAAUAGUGAAGCAAUCAUAUAUUUGUGCAAACUAUAGGGGACUGGUUCUGUGAACAUUUUUGUCCGGUUAAAUACUAAGUUUUGAAACUCUUCCUAGGGGUGUACGUGGGUCGGUUCGUUUGGGUUUAGAUAUUUUAAUCACCUAACUCAUAUACCACGAUUUUGAAACACUAAAUACAAACUCACCCAAAUAAUUUAGAAUUUUAACGGUUUGUGUCCUCCAUACCAAAUGAACCAAUUUACAUGUCGCUUAACUAAGGACGAUCUCAUUGUCCAAUCCCAUCAUUCUAAUGUCAAUCCAUAAAAUAAUAUAAUACGUCGAAGGGAAAAACGGGAGCCCCAUUUCAAAAUUCCUACCUCCAGAGCAUUUCACGGAGGGGUAUUUUUGGAAAGAGUAUCUUUUAUUGUCCGCACUCUUACGGAAUUGAACGGGCCGAGUGAUUAUUAGGGCCUGCGAAUAGAAAACUGUUUCUAGCUACGCGGAAUCAACCCAGAACUGUUAUCUCGCACCGAUCUUCCAGUUCCCCCGUCGCAUCGACCCUCCUCCUGUGCAAGGCAGCUACAGGCGAUGAGGUUUUUGUAAGUCAGCCGGCUCAACCAAAUGACGAUUUGCACUCUCCAUAGGUAAGCUUCACAUUCCUAUCAAUCUCUAGAGGAAAUCACAGUGAAGGCCGAGGGAGGGAGGAAAUGGUUGCUUUGAUGGACAAUCGUCUGGAUUUGAAAAUCAAUUGGAAUUGGAGGGGUUUGGCAGACUAGAAGGAGGCAGAGAUGAAGAGAGGUGGGGGAAGAAGGCUUUGGAUGGUCGGGAAAGAGGAGAGAAGGCAAGCUUAGGAGGGAGAGUGGCGUUGAUUGUUGAUUAGAUGGUAGAUGUCUGAUGAGUUUUACCUGCUUUCUCCCGAUGCCUGAUGCCUUGAGGGGGUUUUAUUCCGUUCGUUUCUCGCACUUCCAGGUACUAAUUGAGACUCUUUCUUUAAUUGAAGUGGUUUAGAGCCUCCUUGGUCGGUAUAGAUAUUCUCGAUAUAGAUUUUUUGGUCCAACUGAGUCCUUGGUUGGUAUAGAUAUCCUUGGUUGGUAUGGAUGUAAUGGGCUCUUAGAGGUUCAUAUCCUAGGCAUUUUCCAUUUAAAGUGUUUCACAUUUUUGUCAUCAAUACAUAGUUUUAUAGCAUACAUGGAAGCUUACUCUGCUAUAAGAUUUGUUGCUUGCUGAUAAUUUUAUAUGUAUGUAGAGGAGAUGAGGUCAACAUGGUUCUGUGGGGAAGACUUCUACUACAAUUAGGGAGCAUUGUAGAAGCUACUGGACAACUUCUCUCAUAUUGGGCAUCACCUCCAUACAAGUGAUUGAAUGGAUGGGUACACUUUGUUGUUUGAUGACAUCUAUAUUAACCUUUUUCUUUAUAGAAACGACAUAUUGAGUGUUGUGUUUUUGUUUUCUUGGUUUGUAGGAGAACACUAUUUAUCCUCUUCAUCAUCAACUAAAUGGUUUCCCAAUAUUGAUAUCUCUGAAGUCAUUGCCUUUAUCAUCGGGUAUGCUUGCACUGUUUUAUUUGGAUGUUAGAAACUGAAUAGUGGAAUUUAGUUGUUAGAGUUCAUUAAUUUCUUUUCCAAUUCCGGAAUCCUGAAAGUAACCCACCUAUUUUGAUGGAGAAGCACACACCAGCUGAAAUUCCCAUAGUUACUAUGGCUGAGCUUCAAGGCUUGAGUGUAUACCAGCAAAAUGAGGUCAUUUCCAGUACCAUUUUCUACUUGCUUAUCAAAGAUAUAUUCCAAACAAAUCCAUAUUUGAAUUGCCAUUGUUUUAUAGCACAAUGUUUAUUCUGUUGAAGGCAAAGUGGUGGAUAUGAAACCUAUAUGGUGUUACAUGAGUUGUAGGUUUGGAAGGAAAGUCGCGGAUCAUCAUACUCAUUGGCCACAACUUAUAAGUUAUAUCAUGAAUUUCCUCAUUCAAAAGUGAAAUAGAGUUUACCCCUAUGAAACUCUACCACUCUCCAUCAUUUAUAGGCUAUAGCUACUAUGAACACUAGCCACUACGCAAAUCUCUUCUCAAAUUUUCUUUGAGACAUCAUUUUUCUUUUAAUUAUCAAGUCCUGAACGAAACCUAAACCAAAACUUCCCCUUCUUCCUUCAUAUUCGCAGCAAAUAAGGCAACAGAGGCCAGCAAUUACAAGGCUUCCCUGGUGACUCCUUCAUUGGAAAAUUGUACCUAUACGUUUGUUGCUCUUCUUUUUUUAUGGUAAAGACUCGAAUAGUAUUCACUUGAAUUUUAACAGAUAGUAGUAGGGUUGAAUUUUAGCAAGUAGUAGUUGGGUUGCAUUUUGGAAUAUUUUUAUUAAUGUUGUAUUUUACUAUUUUUCAUCGAAAAAAUUCUCGGUUUUAAUCGGAUUGGAGCAGACUGGUUUACUCCAUCCCCCUAUGACUAGCAACAUUCAAUCUAUUAUUGCUAUGCCAACACUCGAAAUUUCCAAAUUUGGAAUUAUAUUUUAUAAUAAUUCUAGCUAACGAGACAACGAUCAUGCCAAACUUUAAUUAUUCUUUACUUUCAAACUUUCUAUUUGAAAAUAAAAAAUAGUGAAAGAAAAGAGAAGACUGCAAGUUGCCAUUUGAACAUCACUGCUUCGGGAACAAGACCAUAGAAAUUUGAAAGGAAAUUGAAAAUUUUUAGGAUCGUUUUAAUACUAUAAAAUAACCAAAUAGAUCUUUCUGUUUAGUUUUUUACUAACAAAUACUAAACGAUUUCCUAUAAAAUACACUAUAAUUUAAUCAUUAUGAUAUCAAAUAAUUACAUAAUAUAUAUUUGAAAUUAUAAAAAUUGGGUUGGUCGAAGUUGUUCAUUUAGUAACUUUAAAUACAUAAUAUUUUAGCCACUAAGAUAUAAAACAAUAGCAUAAUAUAUGUUUCAAAUUAUAAAAAGUAGGCUAAUCGAGUUGGAUCCUCGGUUAACCAUUUAACCCUUUUCGUGAGUUGAUGAAUGGAUUGUUCCAUUCGAAUUAAUAACUUUGACGACAAGAUGAAAGUUUUAUAAAGAAAAUUAAUCAGCCAACGGGCCAAGUUAAAGCUAGCGACGAUUAUGAGAUGCUCAUUUCCCAAAGACCGGCAGAAUAUGCGAUUUUUUAUUCGGUUUCUGUAAACUUACUCCAACUCAUUAUAUUACCAUAAAUAAUACGGUUUCAUAAAGUAACAGGUACUCGAACUUGGUUUAUAAGGCUGAUUUUUUAUUCGUGGCAUCAUCCAUGUCUCUUUCUUCCUAAAUUCACUAUCUUUAUCACGUGUUUCCAAAAAAAACUAUACAAUAAUAAGUUAUACACCCCAUCAUUCUCAAAUUUUAUACCUCACCUCCUCCGGCCAACUGGCCGGGGCUACACACUAGUUCAUAAAGCAGACCUGUAGCCUCAAAGCAUACCACAAGUUUCUUAAAACAUACCAGAAACCUCAAAAAGUAAAUCACAAGUAUCUUAAAGUAGACAUGAAACCUCAUAAAAUAGAACACAAGUUUCCUUAAGCAUACCAGAAAUCAUAAAGCAUGUCACAAAUUCCCUGAAGCAUACCACAAAUUUCUUAAACCAUACCACAAGUUUCUUAAAGCAUACUAGAAACCUCAACAAGUAAAUCACAAGUAUCUUAAAGUAGACAUGAAACCUCAUAAAACAGACCACAAGUUCCCUUAAGCAUACCAGAAAUCAUAAAGCAGAUCACAAGUUCCCUGAAGCAUACCACAAAUUUCUUACGACAUACACAAGUUAUUAAAGCACACCACAAGUUUCUUAAAGCAAACAAGAAACCUCAUAAAACGGACCACAAUUUGCACCCCGAUUUGGGGAUUUAUCAGCAUGUCAUUUCUCUUUGCACCCCGAUUUGGGGGGCGGGGGUGCCGAAAUAGUAACAUUGCACCCACUUUACUCAUCCCAACACUGUUAAAAAAUCCAAAUGAGGGUAAGUUCCUCGUAAACACAGCUAUUGAUAACACCUAUAAUAGGUGUUAUUUGACCCUCAUUCUCGAGGCAUUAGCGUGCUAAAUCACCGUAUCUUAGCCACAUAUCAAGUUAGUUUAAGCCUGUUUUUGUUCCUAUUUGCAAAACAUCCAUUUUGGCAUAGGUUAACUUGAUAUGAAGAUUUUCAUGGGGAAAUUGACCCCACUUUGUCGUAUUUUAUACUUUUCCAGGGUUUUUUAUGAAAUUCCAGGACUUAAAGUCGUCUAGGAUUGAUCGGGAAUCGAUUGGAGUUCAUCUGGGCACGAUUGGGAAUCAUAGGAGCAAAAUGGGGAGAAAAGCAUAGGUCACGUCCACGUCACAACCCUUGGUCAGGCCGUGACCAUGUUUGUGGUCGUGCAUAGUGGCCUCGAACAUCAGCAGGCAGCCAACAAGAGGGAAGAAAGUUUCGACACUUGGAUCGUGGUCAAGGAGAUUUUCUACCGCAAUAAAGAUCACGCCAAUGACACCAAAAAUCGCGGUCCCGAUCUCACGAAGGAGGCCACGAUUUUGAAACUUUAAGAAGAAGUGAAAACACAAAGUUUUGGGCGAUUUAUCACUAUUCCAGGCUCAUCACGGCCUGGUCAGAGCAGUGACCAUCUUGAAGGCUUGACCUGCACUAACACUCUUUAAAUACCCCAUUUUUUCACUUGAUAGAGGGGAGACGACUUAAAGGGAAAAAUUAGAGUUUUUGGGUGGUUUUCCCACCUGAAAGAGAGAAAAAGGCAUGUGUUUUAGACAGAUGAACUUAGGUUUUCAUUCAAGAAGGAAGAUAAGAAUAAGGGGAGUCAUCUUGAAGAUUAAAGACUAGCCUUCAUCUAGGGUUAUGAAGACAAGGGUUCCCUCUUUCUUUCUUUUUGUUUUCUCCUCUUCUUCCGUGGGGUAAUCUCUUUUGUGCUUGGGGUAAGAACCCCUAACCUUUAGAUGUAUGAUUAGUAGGGCUGGGAAACAGUCUAGUUCGGUUUAAACCGGACCGGAUUGACCCAAUUUUUUACAACCAGAUUGGACAUAUAACCAACCGUAGACGAGAUUGGAUUGGCAGACGGUUUUAACCAAACCGCAUUGGAUGCAAAAUGGUUUGGUCCGCUUUUGACCAAAAAACCGUUUUGACCAGAACUCCCACCAAAUGACCGUCGACUCGUCGAUUGAGUCUGGUGAGGGGUGAGACUCAGGUCGUCGUCGGAGUCUGGGCAGACUAGUCAACUCUUGACAGGAGAAAGGGCAGAGUUGGUGACAAGUCGACCUCGACGCUCGAAUGGAGAUGUACAGGUACGGGGGAGAUCGAUUGCUUUCGAACGAACGAACGAACGAAGAUCGACGGGAGUUUGGUGGGACGAAACUUGGAAAUGAUGGCACCGUCGUGUUUGACUCGUCGCUCGUCGUCUGCUGUUUGCCUCGUCGUCGUUGCCGUCGAGGGAUAGAGCGAGAAGCGGGAGCAAAACUAGCAGGACCGCAGCUGCGCGGAUGGAGAUGGAAAGGGAGGAACGACCGAUUCACAAAACAUAUUAGGUCAUUAGGGUUUCUAGAUUUCCUUUCCCCCUUGUUGCUCAUGUUGGGCUUCCUGGCUGGGGCGUGUCCUAUUGUGUUGGGCUUCAUAAGAAAUGGGCCUGGUCAGUUACUCAGCUAUAAUUUUGUGUUGGGCCUAGUCUUGUUUGCCAUCCAGUUUUAAACGGUAUUCCGGUUUUGAACCGGACCAGACCGGUUUUUUCCAGACAAUAUGCGACCGGCAAUUGGAUUGCAUUAUUGGGAUUCUGAUUUUCGGUUGUAACCGGAACGGUUAAAACUGACCGGUUUCCAGUUUGAUCAAAAAACGAGAUCUAGAUUCCCAGUCCUAACGAUUAGAGUUUUGAAUAUGAAUUUACGAAUUCUCUUCCACAUCUAUGAUCAAUUGAUAUUGAAUGAUACCAUUAUUUUGCUUCAGUAAAAGUGGAUAGUGCUAGUUCUUGCCCUAGGUUGAAGUGACCAUCCCCUUAGGUCAAGCCAAUGACACAUCUCAAUUGAGACACGAUUUGAAUUGCCUAACCAUUGCAUUGAAAGUAUGUUUGUCCUUCAGUUUACCCUCGUAAGAAUCCAUACUUACCGCCCUAGCGAUCUGUCGGUGGCAUGACCAUUGAACCGAUAAGCCUACUAGGAGUGCUCUAGGUGACAUGAACAUUUUCCUAGUAGCGAUAUAAGAGGAAUCCAAGAUCAUAAAGUAAAAUAACAUCACAUUUGUAUACAAGCCCGAAUCUAUCUAAGGUUAGGGGAAAACUAGCCUCAAGUACAUCUCCUAUACUCGAACACAAAUCCUUGAAAGUCACUCCAUUAGUUUAGAACACCCUCAAUCAUCGUUAGGCUACAUAGUAAAUUAGUUGUGAAGUAGCAGUAGAUCCAUUGCCCCGUGGAAUAUGACCUUGUGAGUCAACCCUUUACUACAUCGCCAAUCUAGAUUAUACUUGACUUAGGUUGGAGUAGCAUUAGUUGAUAACCGAGUUUUUUAACUUGGUAAGGGAAAAUUACGUACUAGCUAUACCUUCUGAGAUUCCUUUCACAUCUUUUGCCACCCAGUCACAAUCUCUUCUACAAAAGAGGUUGCCAAUCAAUCUCUUAUUACAAAAAUGACUUGGGCCUUGAAUCAGCCUGCACUGGACUAACCCACACCCUUUGACUGUCCUCCGGGAAUUUGUUGGGCUUUAUCAAAAUCGGGCAUUCUUUCCUCACCCAUCUUUUCACAUUUUUCUGUCUGCCCAACUCCAGUUCUUUGCGGCUAUGCUCCCCACCAAAAAUUGAAGAGUCGGAAAAAGAUGAUACACCUCGAAUCCCUUCCCGACGUGCAUGCGCAUUCAAACGAGGCGCAACUUCUGAUGUCAUAAACCCAGGCAACAACAGUCCAUUUCCUUCCUCUCCACUUACUCUUUUCCUCUACAGAUUCUUGUAUACGGCUCCAUUUUUUCUACUGUGAAAAUCUGGUUCCCAAUCGAAGAUGAAUCUUUCGAAAUAGGCCCAUUUUUCUUGAUCAUGAUCCGAACGUAUGGGAAACACCACAAAUUCCAGUCAAUAUCAAUGAAAAUGCCGCAAAAAUUCCCAAAUCGCUUUGAUGAGAUCAACUCUCUUUAGUUGCAGGGUAAUGUCAAUAGCCAUGAUCCACGAAUUGCCAGAGUUUGAAUCAAAUUCCUCUUCGCUCCAGGCGGAGAUGGCUAUGGAUAUGCACUUUGAAACAAUAGAUGAUCAAGCUUCUUAAUUCUUAGGGAGUCAGCAAUGCUCGGGCACACCAAAAGUCAGCUGCCAUUGGAUCAAUGCUCAAUUUCAAAAUUAUCAUCAAUCGCCCAGUUCAAUAUCGUCCAACUUCUAAAACUUGGAAUAGCUUCUGACGUGAAAACUUCCGAGUUGACUACAUCUAACUUGAUCACCAAGAUUCUAACCAAUAAUUCCUUUCUUUCUGGUAGUCCUUACUUCCCCACUUCAAUAAACCUUUCCGGACCAC